AUGGACUUUGAAUUUGCAGCCUGGCAAAUGGUCUAUUUAUUUGUAUCACCACAAAAAGUGUUUAGAAAUUUUAAUUACAGAAAACAUACAAAGUCACAGUUUGCCCGGGAUGAUCCAGCAUUCUUAGUAUUACUCUGCAUAUGGUUAUUUUUGUCGUCAGUAUGUUUUGCCUUAGCGAUAGGGCUGACUUGGAGCCAGUUGGCACUGUUUGUACUAUUUGUGGUCUUUGUUGACUUCAUUGGAGCAGGUAUACUUGUCUCCACAAUAUUUUGGUACCUAAUAAAUAAAUAUUUGAGGCGAGACCCAGCCGCAUCGGACGUAGAAUGGGGCUACGCCUUUGAUGUGCACAUUAAUGCAUUUUUCCCACCUCUGUCGCUGCUCCAUUGCUUCCAGAUAGUUUUAUUCAAUAAUCUUCUCAUGGAGGGCGGUUUCAUUUCUUGCGUGGUAGCGAACACAUUCUGGUUGGCGUCUGUGAUCUAUUAUUUGUACAUCACAUUCUUGGGCUAUAGUAAUCUGCCCAUGCUACAAAAUGCGAGGGUGUUCCUACUGCCGCUUCCGAUACUAGUCCUCGCCUACCUGGGCACGUUAAUAGCAAACUGGAAUCUCAGUUUAAUGCUAAUGGAUUUCUAUCAUUACAGAUUACUU
Molecule: messenger RNA, 645 nt
Organism: Iphiclides podalirius (scarce swallowtail)
Lineage: Eukaryota; Metazoa; Arthropoda; Insecta; Lepidoptera; Papilionidae
Source: the annotation of a GenBank genome assembly